AGACCAUCGACGCUAUCGGCAUCAGUAUUCGCACAGCACUUCUAUCAACAACAACAUCCAUCAAAAUGAAGUUCUUCAUUGCAAUCAUGGCUGUGGCGUUCGUCGCUGCGUCCGAGGCCUCGUACCUGCCAUACGCUGACGAUCUGUCCUACCAGAGCUACGGUUAUGGACUUCCUCUCUCGAAGGUGGUCGUCGGCUCGUCGUACGGUCUGCCAGCAGCUGUGGACAAGUACUCCUACCCAUCGUACUACAGUUCCUAUCCGGCCGUGAAGAAGGUGGUCGAAUAUCCGUCGGUUGCUCCGGUGCUGGCCACCAAGGUCGUUGAUAACAGCUACGGACUGGGAUACACCAAGGUCGUUGAUAACAGCUAUGGCCUAGGAUACAACAAACUGGUGUCUCCGGUCCUUGCCAGCGGUUACGGUCUCGGAUACAACAAGCUGGUGUCCCCAGUCGUCGAUAAUGGUCUGUAUAACUAUGGCGGCUACGGACUGGGAUACAACAAGUACCUGUCGGCCGCUCCAGUUGCCAAAUAUGUGUUGUAAAUGUGUAAAUAAUAUUGUUUUAAUAAACCGGCUCCGGCUCCGAUCCAUGACGUAUGAAUGUUAACCCAA
Anopheles stephensi (Asian malaria mosquito) is the source of this 611-nucleotide messenger RNA. RefSeq lists its product as uncharacterized. The coding region runs from base 66 to 542 and encodes 158 amino acids. NCBI's taxonomy places the organism in Eukaryota, Metazoa, Arthropoda, Insecta, Diptera, Culicidae. The record is from RefSeq and is a predicted model, not a curated record. The transcript has 2 exons.